AUGUGGCCAGAAUUAAGCCUAUGUGCUAUUGCACAUGUCCUCACACUUUCAACUGGCGUUGCAGCUCUCGCGCAAUCGCCAGAAGUGUACCCAUCACAACGCGAAACAGCAGCUGGAAAGGGAGCAGGAUCCUGGAAAGAUGCAUAUGCCAACGCGCGCAAGUUGGUUGAUCAGUUGACUUUGGAAGAAAAGCUCAAUAUCACACGUGGAUAUCCCAGUGACAACACCUGCGCUGGAAACACAGGCUCUAUCCCACGUCUGGGAUGGCCUGGCAUGUGCUUGCACGACGCAGGCAAUGGUGUCAGAGCAACAGAUCUUGUUAACGCAUACCCAUCGGCUAUUCACAUUGGCGCGAGUUGGGACAAGAACUUGACGUAUCACCGUGGCUACUGGAUGGGCAAAGAGUUUAAGACUAAAGGAGUAAAUGUCGUGCUGGGACCCAAUGCUGGAGCGCUUGGCAGGACACCUUUGGGUGGUCGCAACUGGGAGGGCUUUUCAGUCGAUCCGUACCUGUCAGGACAGCUGAGUGCAGAAACCAUCGUUGGUCACCAAGAUGCGGGUGUGAUUGCCAAUCUCAAGCACUUCAUCGGCAAUGAGCAAGAGACCUACAGAAGACCUUACUUCGGUGUGGAGGCGGUGUCAUCUAAUAUUGACGACAAGACGCUGCAUGAGCUCUAUCUGUGGCCCUUCGUCGACGGUGUCAAGGCUGGCGCAGCAUCGGUUAUGUGCUCGUACAACAGAAUCAACAACACGUACGGCUGCGAAAACAGCAAGCUCAUGAACGGUAUUCUAAAAGGCGAGUUGGAAUAUGAUGGGUUUGUUUUGCUUGACUGGAAUGCACAGCACAAUCUUCAGAGUGCCAACUCCGGCCUGGAUAUGGUUAUGCCAACUGGAGGAAGUUGGGGCCAAAAUUUGACAGCAGCUGUCAAAAAUGGAACUGUCAGUGAGUCAAGAGCGAGUGACAUGGCCACAAGGAUUCUGGCCGCUUGGUUUCUUGUUGGGCAGGACCAAGACUUCCCAACUCCCGGAGUCGGUAUGAAGAACCUUACAGAACCCCACGAGCAAGUCGACGCUCGUGACCCCCGCUCAAGAUCAAAUAUACUCGAGGGAGCCAUUGCCGGCCAUGUCCUUGUAAAAAACGAGAACGGCGCGCUGCCUUUCCAAAAACCACCCAAGAUGAUCUCAGUGUAUGGAUACGAUGCAACAGUACCGGACACAAAAAACACAGAUAAGCUAUUUGAGCUCGGAUACUAUUCGUCCGCCGAGAUGGGCCAGGCUGUCCUAGGCACCGAAAGACAUUUCGACCAAGCAGCCAAGGGUGGAACUAUUAUCAGUGGAGGACGUGCUGCAGCAAAUGCACCGCCCUACAUUCUCGAUCCUCUCAGCUCUAUCCAACACAGAGCUUCCCAAGACGGGAGCUGGGUGAACUGGGAUCUGACAUCUUUCAACCCUACUGUUAAUGCUGCCAGUGACGUCUGCCUUGUUUUCAUCAAUGCUAUUGCAACCGAGGCGUGGGAUCGAGACGGUCUUCACGAUGAUUUCAGUGACGGCCUUGUUCUCAACGUAGCCUCCAAGUGUUCUAACACCAUUGUCGUCAUCCACGCUUCCGGAAUACGCCUGGUUGAUCAGUGGAUCGAGCACCCCAACAUCACGGCAACCGUGAUCGCUCAUUUACCUGGCCAGGACAGUGGAGAGGCGCUUGUGCAGCUUCUCUACGGCGAGGCGUCUUUCUCCGGAAAAUUGCCCUAUACACUUGCAAAGAACGAGAGCGACUACUCAGUUUACAAGCCUUGUGGGCGUGGUGAGACCAAUACAACAACUCCUCAGUGCGACUUUACGGAGGGCGUUUACAUCGACUACAGAGACUUUGACGCCAAAAACAUCACUCCAAGAUUUGAGUUUGGGUAUGGAUUGACCUACACAAGUUUCGAGUACUCUUCAGUCUCCGUGAAAACCCAGAAGGCUGAAACAGGUGCCGCCGCGAAUUCCGACGCCCUCUGGUCUACCGUUGCCACCGUCUACGCUUCGCUGAACAAUACGGGCUCUCGUGCAGGAGAAGAGGUUUCUCAGCUCUAUUUGGCCAUUCCUAACAGCCCGCCUAAACAACUUCGUGGCUUUGAGAAAGUGCCUCUUGAAAGUGGACAAGGCGCCAAACUGCAGUUUGAGUUGACAAGGCGGGACCUGAGUGUGUGGGAUGUCGUGAGUCAGAAGUGGACACUUCAGCAGGGCGAAUACACUGUUUUCGUGGGUUCUAGUAGUAGAGACCUGCCUCUGUCUAAGAGUUUCACGAUCUAA
Molecule: messenger RNA, 2295 nt
Organism: Colletotrichum truncatum
Lineage: Eukaryota; Fungi; Ascomycota; Sordariomycetes; Glomerellales; Glomerellaceae
Source: RefSeq, a predicted model, not a curated record